This is a messenger RNA of Spea bombifrons (plains spadefoot toad), 2955 nucleotides long. RefSeq names its product leucine rich repeats and guanylate kinase domain containing (gene LRGUK). NCBI's taxonomy places the organism in Eukaryota, Metazoa, Chordata, Amphibia, Anura, Pelobatidae. Gene Ontology annotation, cellular component: cytosol. The transcript has 20 exons. Gene Ontology annotation, molecular function: GMP kinase activity; protein binding. The record is from RefSeq and is a predicted model, not a curated record. Bases 90 to 2549 code for a protein of 819 amino acids.
CCGUCUCUGAGAGUCCUGUUUCUAAGCGGCGAGUUCCGAAGUAUCACAAUCGGGGCUACCGAGGAAGGUUCCGUGCUCACCGGUGUAAUAUGGCGCUGGCAGUUUUUAGCCCCGGGUUUCGGGAGACAUUUUCCCCCCUGAGUUCCGGAGAGAUGGAAACUGAGUUGACGGAGCAUGGCAGAGGGAUUUGGGAAGCUCCCAGCCCUGACAACGGUGGCGACUCUAGGGAUUCCCUCAGUGACAGUGAGAGCGAGCAGGAAGAACCCGCGAUGGCGCAGGCAUUCGAUGGAGUGUUACGGGAAGAGGCAGUCUCUGAAGGAUUGUCCAGAUUGGGCCGGUCUGCUGUUGGCACAGAGUAUGUGUACCUGGACUUAAUGCUGUCUAAACGCCAUUUAACAGACAUUGGAAUCCUUUGUGGAUAUGUUCACCUGCAGAAGAUGGACAUCUCCUGUAAUGGGAUUACUGAUUUGUCCUGCGUCAGUUAUAUGCCAUACCUGACUGAGCUCAAUGCCUCCAACAACAACCUGAGCACGUUCUUUGACUUUGUACCACCUAAAAAUCUCAAGGUUGUGGACCUCUCAUUCAAUCAGAUAUCAGGCAUGACGGACUUAUCUGCACAUAAAAUGUUGACAAAGCUCAUAAUAAACAAUAAUAAUAUACAGGAGAUCAGUGGCUUGGAAAAGUGUAGCAGUCUCUCACAUCUAAACCUGGCUCACAACAGAAUCCAAAGUAUUGGCGGAUUAGGAAAUUUACCAAUCAGAACACUCCUUCUGAGCUCCAACAGGAUUAGGAAUAUCACUGGUUUAGAAAAUCUGAAAACUUUACAAACACUGGACUUGUCAUGUAAUCAGAUCUCCAGCCUGGAAGGUCUAGAGGGCUUGGACUUCCUCCAGAUCCUCAACCUGGAGGAUAAUGAAAUAUGCCAGAUUAGCGAAAUUGCUUAUCUUGAAGAACUGCCACUACUUCACGUGCUAAACCUGUUAAAUAAUCCAAUUCAAGAACAAGCAGAAUACUGGCUAUCUGUGCUUUUUAUGCUACAGAGGUUAACCGAACUGGAUCUGAAGAAGAUUAAGAUUGAAGAAAAGGUAGCCGCAGUGAAUAAGUACGAGCCUCCUCCGGAAGUGAUCGCAGCGCGAGAUCACAUGGCCAACGUUAUGUACAGCAUGAUACAACUACAGAAGGUUUUUGACAGUACACUGCCCAACCUGGAUACUCCAUACCCCAUGUUAGUUCUAACUGGACCCCAGUCAUGUGGGAAAAGAGAACUGGCACAUAGAAUGUGCCGGGAAUUCAAAGAGUUCUUUCGAUACGGGCCGUGUCACACUACCAGGAAUCCUUAUUUUGGUGAAGAGAAACGAUUUGAUUAUCAUUUUGUCACACCAGAAGUCUUUGAAGAUAUGACCUGCUCGGGGCAAUUCCUCCUAACUAUGAAGUACAGCGGCCACUACUACGGGCUGAGCAGGGAGGCUGUUGAAUCGGUGGCAGGAGAAGGCCUUGCCUGUUGCACUCACAUGGAAAUAGAGGGUGUAAGGAGUUUGAAAAAUUGCUACUUUGAGCCACGCUAUAUCUUGCUCCUACCCAUGAAUAAGGAGAAAUAUGAAGGGUGGCUGAGGAGGAAAGGGAUAUUCACCAGACCGGAGAUAGACACCGCUGUGUCCAGAGUGGAUAUGUACGUCAAAAUACACCAGGACUGCCCAGGCUAUUUCGAUGAUGUGAUUAAUACAGAUGACCUGGACGAAGCUUACACUAAAUUAAGACAGCUAGUUAAGGAAUACCUGGGUCUGACAGAGCCUGCACAGUCAUCUUGCAGCAUGCCGAAAUCAGGAGCAGAUUCAGGGAAAUCAUUGACUGGAUCCUCACCAAAUGGACCAAGUAAACUAUCUCCAAAUCAAGCUACCUGUGAAUUUCUAGAUUCGGCUACCAGGAAUUACUCAGAGAGAGUCUCCACAAAAGUAUCGUCGAAAACACCAGCAGAAGAAGCCUCUGUCCAAAGACGUCAGCUGGCAGCCCGACAGGCGUUAGCAGGGAGGACCCCGGGGACAUAUACACAGUUGUUCCAAAGAGGUCCAUUGACGGCUCCAGCUACCUUGGGCACACACCGUCGUCUUCUAGACCCAUCCUCAUGCACGUUGAUGAUUCAGAGCGGAAGUAAUGUGACUGCAGACUGCAGCCUACCUCUGGGCAGCGCUGAUACCAGCUCAAGAGACUCUCGUCCCAGCUCUGGGUUAUCCUUAUUAUCUUCAGCUGGAGCAUUCUCUGCCAGGCGAUCUUCAUCUCAGCCGACCCCUGUUAUUAAUAUUCAGUCUCCUCAAGAGGAGAAAAUAGAACCUUUGGAUUUAUCUGACCUUGGGCAGCAACCAGACCAGCAGAGUGCGGGAAACACACCAACCACCCCCCGCCUGUCUUCUUCUGCACGUUCCAAUCAAGGAGCAUCAAAGUCCAAGUCCUCAUCAUCUCCCCGUCUGUCCAACCGCAGAAGCCGCCCAGGAUCAAACAGCAAGCCUGUUCUCCCUCCUAUUCCAUCUGGACAAAAGAAAUCUUCAACAUAAUACACUGAUAUAGGCAUAGAUUAAGAACUCAACAAAUAAAGCAUUUUAAAGGACAUUUCACAGAAUUUACAGCUACAUUCUAGAUUCAUAUAGUCAGUUUUCUGCUGUCCUGUACUUGCCCCCUCAUGGGCUUAAAUAACUAUCGUAAUAAUAUGAGCAAUGUCUGCAAAAGUGAAAAUACGAAAGAUAAAAAGAAUAAUUUACAUUACCUCGAAAAUUCGUUCACUUUCUACUGAUCACUUUAAUAACAUGUCUUCUCUUCUCCAGAAACAUAUCAGCUGCACUAGUUCUAGAACAUGUAACUAUAUUAUAGAGUGUUGUCUAUAUUUUCAAAAUAUAAACAUCUACAUGCACUUGUAAAGAAAAUAUUAAAUAUAUUUUAUCAAAGGCUACAGCCUGGCUUCUU